Colius striatus (speckled mousebird) is the source of this 3344-nucleotide messenger RNA. It is a transcript of the gene ZNF512B, whose product is annotated as zinc finger protein 512B. NCBI's taxonomy places the organism in Eukaryota, Metazoa, Chordata, Aves, Coliiformes, Coliidae. Gene Ontology annotation, molecular function: zinc ion binding. The transcript is spliced from 17 exons. Bases 351 to 2672 code for a protein of 773 amino acids. The record is from RefSeq and is a predicted model, not a curated record.
AAGGCCAGGCAGGGCGCAGGUCCCAUAUGCGCUGGGCACGGGGAUGCCCAGGACAGGGGGACGCCCUGAUCGCCACCUCGGCACGGCCACGGCUGGGGGGCUCUGUGUGUGUGCGUGUGUGUGCGCCCUUAUCCCCCUUUGCUUUUGUGCCCGGGGAGAUUCUGGCACUAACGUGCUUCGGACAGAAACUUUACACCAUCCAGCGGCCUCACACCGCCGGCCCGGCCCUGCCCUCCCCUCCGCCGGAGCCUUGCUGGGACAGCCCGGGCUUCCCUGGACAUGGGCGAUGGUGAGGGGCUGCACCAUGUGCCUCCGGAGCCACCCACUCGCCCUCCGUUACCCAGAGAGAGAUGGCGGAUUCCUGUACCUGCAAAGGUGGAAGGAAAACUGCAGGCUCCAACAAACCUGCUGCCAGCAAAGACGGCAGGACGGAGACGAGGAUAAACCCGCCGGUGGAGCUGCCCAAGCUCGGAAAUGCAACCACUGACAAAGCAGAAGGCAGGAAGAAAGGACGACCCAAGGCUGAGAACCAGGCACUGAAAGAUAUCCCUCUCCCCCUGAUGAACCAGUGGAAGGACGAAUUCAAAGCCCACUCCAGGGUGAAAUGUCCCAAUUCAGGCUGCUGGCUGGAGUUCCCCAGCAUUUAUGGCUUGAAGUACCACUAUCAGCGCUGCCAAGGGGGUGCUAUCUCCGAGAGGCUGACGUAUUCAUGCUCAUACUGCGAAGCUGCCUUCACCUCCAAAACCCAGCUGGAAAAGCAUCGGCUCUGGAAUCACUUGGACAGGCCAGUGCCAACCAGCAAAGCAGAAAACAAAGUGACAAAGGCCAUUGGGAAGAGCAGUGGCAAGAAAAGAGCUGCUGAGAGUUCAGCUUGCCCCACCAUCCAUCCCAAACAGGCAAAGACGGAAAAAGCCGUGGGCCAGGAGCACACUGAGAACGGCGAGUGCCCGGCGGAGAGCCGGGAGAGCAAAGAGUUCCAGAUCGCUGCAGCCGAGGCUGUGGCAGCUGCCACCCCCACGGCCAAGUCCUCGAGUGGCAAAGAUGUCUCCCAGCAGGGGGGCAGCCAGGCCUCACUGCAGGAGGAAGACCCCGAGAGGAUGAAGCACAGAAGGAAACAGAAAACUCCUAAGAAGUUUACGGGGGAGCAGCCAUCCAUCUCGGGAACGUUUGGACUGAAAGGACUCGUUAAAGCAGAGGACAAGGCAAAGGCCCAUCGAGCCAAGAAGUUGGAGGGGAACACUAACACAGAGGAGCUGAAAAAGAAACCUCCAGGAGCUGGUGUGAAGAAGGAAACGGCUGUGCAUGUACCAGCAGCAGCAAACCCUGAGGAUCAGUGGCAGCGGGAGAUCAGUGAGAAGGGGGAAGUUUCCUGUCCAACCUGCAGUGUUAUAACCAGGAAAACUAUUGUGGGGCUCAAAAAGCACAUGGAUGUCUGCCAGAAGCUGCAGGAUGCCUUGAAGUGUCAGCACUGCAAAAAGCAGUUCAAGUCCAAAGCUGGGCUGAAUUACCACACCAUGGCUGAGCACGUCAGCAAGCCUGUUCCUGUGGAAACUGCUGGGCUUGGUGAACAGGAAGAGAGGGAAAGGCUGAGGAAAGUGCUAAAGCAGAUGGGAAAACUGAAAUGUCCCAAUGAGGGCUGCAUGGCCAACUUCUCCAGCCUGAUGGGCUACCAGUACCACCAGAAGCGGUGUGGGAAGCAGCUGGCUGAGGCCGACAAGCCCACCUUCAGCUGCCCACACUGCGGCAAGAAGUACAAGUCCAAGGCCGGCCACGACUACCACGUGCGCUCAGAGCACGCGGCCUCAGUGAGCCCCCCGGACACCUCCACAGCCCGAGGAGAGGGGCCAGACCCCCCUGGGGGUGACUGCAGAGCUGCAGAGCCUGUGGGCAGGACAGAGCCGGGCAGGGCCGGGCCAGCCAAGCCUGCAGAGGAGCCAGAGGUGAAGCCCGAGCCCAGCCCCGUAGAGGAUUUCGAAAGGACCCCAAGCGGCCGCAUCCGCCGGACGUCGGCACAAGUCGCCGUCUUCCACCUGCAGGAGAUUGCAGAGGAUGAGCUCUCCAAGGACUGGACCAAGAGGAGGAUGAAGGACGACCUGGUGCCUGAGACCAAGCGGCUCAACUACACCCGACCAGGGCUUCCAAAGCUCAGUCCCAGGCUGCUGGAAAACUGGAAGAAUGAGGUGAAGGAGAAGGGUCGCAUCAACUGUCCCAACAACUGCUGUGAUGCCAUUUACUCCAGUGUCUCAGGGCUGAAAGCUCACCUGGCCAACUGCAACAAGGGGGAACACUCAGUGGGCAAGUACCGCUGCCUGCUGUGCCAGAAGGAGUUCAGCUCUGAGAGCGGGGUCAAAUACCACAUCAUCAAGGCUCACUCAGAGAACUGGUUCCAAACCUCCGCAGAGGCCAACCGGAGAAAGAAAAGCAGGGAACAGCUCUGUUCCAGCAAAGAGGACAACAAGAAAAGCACAAACGGCAAGAAAAGGGGGAGAAAACCCAAGGAGAGGCCUCCAGAAACCUCCCCGAAGGGCAGAGAGAGUGUGGCAGCAAAGACUAAUCACAAGAAAAGCCCGGAGGCCUGGGAAGGCUGCCGGGACAGCCCCGAGGGGGAGGAGCGUGGCCCCAAGCCCCCGAGCCAGCGCAAGGCAGGAGCCAGUAAGAUGCCCGAGAAAUGAGCAGCUCAGAGACUCGCCUCCGAGGAUUUGUUUACAAGCCCAGGGUAACAGGGUGGGGGGGUCUCUCCCAGUUUUGUGUCCCGGCCCAGCUGCCCCCGUCCCCCCCCUCCCCACCCUCCACUCACCCCCUUUUUGCAAAAAAAGAAGAAAAAGAAGGAAAAAAAAGAGACAGAAAACACCAAUUAACCACUUUAAACAAGUCAUGGACCUCGUUUCACACUGGAAAACAAACAGGAUCAAGCAACAGGACCUUCCUCUCCCUGCUGCCCCUGUACAUACCCUCCUGCCCGGCAGGACCCCACUGUCUCCCCCUGCCCAUGACCCCCCACCCCCUGCACCCAACUGGGGACACUUGAGCGAAAGAAAAGUGCAAUAGCCGUGGGAUCCCCCUGCUGGGGCCUGUCCCUGGGCUCCAUCCUCCUGGGGUGACACUUCCAAAGAUGUGAGAGGGGCUGGGGGGCAGCUGGGGGCAUCUUCCCCACAGCCUCGGGACAAGUGCUUGGGCAGGGACUGGCUCUGUGGUGUGGGGGCUCUGUGGUUUUGGGGCUCUGAUUUUGGGGCUCUGUGGUGUGGGGGCUCUGUGCUGGCUCAGUGCUGGGGUUUGUGUGGUGAGGAAGGAGCUGGGAGGGUGGCGUUGGGCAUCGUCCCCAGCAGCGGGGAGGGAUGUGUGGG